Molecule: messenger RNA, 1209 nt
Organism: Naegleria gruberi
Lineage: Eukaryota; Heterolobosea; Eutetramitea; Acrasida; Naegleriidae
Exons: 2
Coding region: 1-1209 (402 amino acids)
Molecular function (GO): zinc ion binding
Source: RefSeq, a predicted model, not a curated record
AUGCUCAACAGUGUUUCCCUCGAAUUUUAUGAAUGUUUGAUUUGUUCCGAGAUUGUGUUGGAUAACAGAGAAUGUAAAUCGUGUCAUAAAUUGUUCUGUUAUGAUUGUAUACAUAAAUGGCUUAAAGGACAUAACAAUUGUCCACAUUGUAGUGCAUCCCCUGUUCAAUGUAAUGAUAAGCAGGAUUUUAGCAGUUUUAUUCAUAAUUAUCAUGCGGAAUUGAUUGCAAAUUCUUUAGAGGUUGAAUGUCCUAAUGGUGCUGAUUGUGAUUUGAAGAAAAUUCCGAGAGGUGAUUUGAAGAAGCAUUUGGAUCAGUUUUGUACAGGAAGAAAGUGUGCUUGUAAGAUGGGGAAAUUUGGUUGUGGAUGGUUUGGAUUAUCAAAAUUGAUGGAUGAACACUUGUCUCAUGAUUGCAUAUUUGCAAACCCUAUGGUUGUUAAGGCAUUGGAAGAUUUGGAAACAAAAGUUAAUUCUCUAACAAGUGAAAAUCAAAAGCUUAAAGAAGAAAAUGAAAAGAUAUCAAAACGAGUUAAGGAAUUGGAAGAAGGUGGAAGUAUUUUCGGAAGAAAUGAACCAACUGCUCCAAGUAAUGAUAACAAUAAUUCAAUGGUAAAUCAAUUCAAUCAGAAUGUGCCAGGUUAUUCGACACCUUCCACUCCAAUGCCAACUCCACAACCAAUGACUCCAACAACAUUUAACCAACAACCUCCUCCUCAAAUGAAUCAAUCCAUGUACGGAUCAUCAGUACAACCAUUGAAUCAAUCCAUGUACACAAGUUAUAGUAUGCCAUAUGCAUCCACAAGCUUACAAUCACCAACCUAUGGUUCAGUUAAUGUGAAGAGAGUGAGACUGGUUGUAACAACCUGUAUUUGGAACCGUUUGCCUGGUAUUCGUGGUGAAGCUUAUCUUCCUCUCACAGAUGGUUACGAUAAUACUUUUGAAUUCAAUGUGAAUGAAUUUAAUAAUGGAGAAAUUUCAAAUUAUAGCCCACUUGUUUCCACUUCAGGAAAUUGGACAAGUGGAGCCAUGAAGCUUAAUAUUACUUGGACUCAAUUGAAUAGAUCAAUAAUUAUAGAUGGUAUGGCUGGAUUUUGCGCUCCAGGUGCAACCAAUUUACUAUUGAACUUUGCUGUGAAAUCCACUGGAUUGGGAGGAAGAGGAAAUAUUGGUGAUGGAGGAAAGAUUCAUUGUACAGUAAUAGUAAAUUAG